AGUUCGUGUUCGUAUUCCCCUCACCAUGUUGUCCAAAGUCUCCUGUUUGAUCCUGCCUUUGAUAGGCGUUCAAGCUGGUUUCGGCGAGGGAAAUGUGCGUAUGCACAUUACUACCAAGAAGUACUGUAAUCUCGGCCUCGUCGACGCUAAUGGCAACCCGGCUCCGUGCGGUAUCUCUUUGGCUGAAGGAACCUCCGGGCUCACCUUGCCUGGUAUGGAGAAUGGUGUUCAUACUACCAGGGAGGAUGUGAUCAUCGCUAAAGACGGCCAAUUGUCGGUUCAAGCCUCUCCUGCCCUUCCUUACACCUUCCUUAUGUCGAUCAAAUCCCCCGACCACCAAGUUGUCAAGAAGCUCUUCAACCGCCAAUCUUCCAUUGUAUCCAUUGUGGAAGCGGCUGAGGACACCCCCGAGGAGACUACCAUUGGUGGCACUCUGGCCGACGGAGGGUGGGUUCCUCAAGAGUCCGAUGAUGCUUCGUUGGAUAAGUGGAUACUGUACGCACCCCGGGAUAUAGAUCCUAUCACCGGCGCUAACUAUACUGCUAUUUACCAAGCCGGUCUUGCCCCUGAUGCUUGGAUCCUAUACACUGAGAAGAACAACGAGAAACCGAAUAAGCUUCUUGCUGUCAACACCUUCUCGAACUCCCGGGUUUUCCAAGAGUCGGUUUUUGAUAAGAUCGAGCCUCUCAAAGAUGAUCUAACAGUCGCUGGGGCCAUGCAGACUGUGUAUGACAACUAUCAAAUUGAUGGUGAUCGUCGUCUAACCGCUGGAGAUGAUAUGGAGGCCCCUCAUGUCGAUGUUGACAUGAUUUAUGCUCCAUUCGUUUCCGAGAAGACCCGUCAGUUUUUCUCUGAGGGCCGUGAUCUUGAUUGGAUGAGUAAACGUAGACUGAGGUCUUUUGAAGGCUUCAAGGGUAUCAGCUACUUCACCAUCGAGAAGGGCUCAGCUGCCGACAAGUAUUUCCAUGCAACAACUCACCGUGCUCUGGCGGAAUUCGAGUACACGUCAACUGGUGGGAAGCAAGAAAAGAAGUACUGCAUCUCUGUCUCUCUGGACGCUUCUUUGGGCCCAUCUUUUAACCCAUCUAUAACCCUGGGAGCCAAAGUGAAUAUCAUAGACAUUCAUGAUGCUACCAAAGGCGCCCAUCUAUCUAUUGGCGUUACCCUGAAGAAGGACGAGGGGAGCAUAUUGAGUCUUACCAUCGAUGCGGGUGGAUGCGCGCUGGUCUUCCAGUAUGGUCAAUCCGACGGAGUUCACCUCGCGAUAUCCGUAUGCAUGACCAGUAAAGAUCCGGCUAAGAAGAGGGUAGAUGGUGGGUUCGAAGGAGAGAUUGCAAUCACCGUCAACUUCAUUGUCCACGUACCUUAUGCUGGUGACGUCAUAAACUGGGCCAUCAACGCCAAGAUUAAUUGCACUGCUGCCCCCAAGGACGACCUCACUGCAUACGGUGUUAUUGGUACCUCUGUGAGUGCUGAAGUGGCAUACGCCGCCGUGAGCCUCGAUAUCAAGGCCAACACGGUCGACCACGCAUAUAAUAAGUGGCAUUUCCUUUCGGGUGUCAAUUUCCAUGCUUGGGCCGGCGUGGGGAAGUUCAAGAAGCAUUGGGACUAUCGUUGGCAGCUCUUCGACGUUGGCCCUCCAUCUGUGAUGGCUUAUCUCGGCAACAUUGGUCUCAAUUUCGGCCGAUUAGAGGCUUUUUUCUCCAAGCUUUAG
Molecule: messenger RNA, 1714 nt
Organism: Perkinsus marinus ATCC 50983
Lineage: Eukaryota; Perkinsozoa; Perkinsida; Perkinsidae
Exons: 3
Coding region: 26-1714 (562 amino acids)
Source: RefSeq, a predicted model, not a curated record